ACCGUUGGUUUCCAUAGUAACAAAUAAAGUUUUGUCGAUUUUAGACAACUCAAUCACAUUUCACACUUGAAUAUCUUUUGUAGACAUUUUUGCGUUUAGACUUUAUCACAAUGACUGAUACUCAAUUUGGAGUACGCCAUUAUAUCGGCGCGCCUGUCGCCAUAACGAGGCUGGCUGAACAAAACAUUGUGUGUAUGCCACCCCGCAGCGCUAAAUUCACUCUAGAAGAAUGGAGGAUGAGCAACGAGCAACGCUGCAGGAACACAGAAGAUCAGCAACAGUUGGCGGACAGGAUUAUUGGCGAGUCAGAGAGGAUCCGAGAGGAAACCGCCGAGAGAGCCGCCAUCAUGAAGGCGACUACAGACAGGCGAAUCGAAGAAAGAAUCGGUGACGUCGAAUUCAUAAAAAAGGAACUCGAAAUACAAAGAAAGGAAAUAUGCUUGGAACUGGAAGCCCUGAGCAUGUACAAGACGAGGCUCCAAGACUGCUUAGCUUCCUUGCAAAUCAAUGCUUUAACAAUCUGUCGUAAAUGUCUCGUACUAAGAGAUGGUAGGAUCGGCAUAGAUUUAGUCGUAGAUGAUGUAGAACAUGCCUUGCAACAAGAAAUAACAGCUAUUCUUGGCGGACAGAGUUUACUGAAACGAACUCUGGAACAACUGAAUGAACAAAUGCGACGCUUGAGGUCCACCCGAUAUCUUCUUGACCGCGAUCUACAAUACAAACAAGGAGCAAUAGAUUCUGAUACAGGCUCUUUAUCGUUGAAGCCAACUGAUUUAUGUCUCUCAGUUUAUGAAGGAUAUGCGAAUUUAGAUCCUGCUAGCAUAUCAGCAGAAGAAUAUAAUGCGGUGUCGAAUAAAAAUAUUCAACAGGCAGCACGAGAAGUAACCAGUGCGAGACCGAUAAGAGUUUUCAUUGAUACAUUAUUAAAUCAAGUGAUCGACGAUCUCUGGACGGCUUUCAAUAAAUGUAACCACGAAUUCAAUGAGCGUAUAAAGCAAACGAAAAUCGCUAAAGAGAAGCUCGAAGAUAUGCACAGAGAGACAACUGAAAAGAUAUCAAAGAUGCAACACAACAUAUUGCAAUUGCAAAAAGCUCUAUCUGAUAAAGAAGGGAAUGUUGGGUUAGCACAUACGAGACUUGGUAGACGUGCUCAGAGGAUUAGUGCAGAGUUAGUCAGAGAUCCUCCGGGUCAGUCAUUGUUUUAUGAAUGUGAAAUGUUGAGGUACAGUGUUGGACAACUCCAGCAAAUGCUGCAAGAAGCGACUGCUUCACUUCGUUACUUAUUGCAGACGCAACUCCAAUUAGAAGAGGAUAUAAAUGUAAAGAUGAACACGUUGAAGAUUGAUGAAGUCGAUUGCAUGACCUUACGAGCCACUAUGGAUUAUCAUGCCUAUUAAUUUAUUACUAUGUUUGUUUAGAAUAGUUUACUUUAUGUAGCAGUUGGUACAAUGUUUUUUUUUGUAGGAAUUAUUUUAGUUGAGUUUUUUUAAGUUUAAUAGUGUGUAUAUUUAAA
Molecule: messenger RNA, 1513 nt
Organism: Papilio polytes (common Mormon)
Lineage: Eukaryota; Metazoa; Arthropoda; Insecta; Lepidoptera; Papilionidae
Product: tektin-1-like
Exons: 1
Coding region: 111-1397 (428 amino acids)
Biological process (GO): cilium assembly; cilium movement involved in cell motility
Cellular component (GO): microtubule cytoskeleton; nucleus
Source: RefSeq, a predicted model, not a curated record